This is a messenger RNA of Andrographis paniculata, 927 nucleotides long. RefSeq lists its product as uncharacterized. NCBI's taxonomy places the organism in Eukaryota, Viridiplantae, Streptophyta, Magnoliopsida, Lamiales, Acanthaceae. The transcript is spliced from 4 exons. The coding region runs from base 42 to 575 and encodes 177 amino acids. The record is from RefSeq and is a predicted model, not a curated record.
UAAUUGUGAUAUUUCCCAUAGACAGACAGGAAAUUAAUCGAAUGGAGGGAAUUGUUACCGGCGUACCAGUCACGGAGGCGGUAGGCAUGGCGGCGCCGGAAGUCGAGAAAACGAUGAAUGCGUUGGUGGCUAUAGAUGACAGCGAUGAGAGCUUCCACGCACUCCGUUGGGCAAUUGAUUACAUCCUGAAACGCAUACCGGUCGCCGCCGCUGCGGAGUCCAGGGUUGUAACAGUAGUCCACGUCAUGGAGCCGCUUCCCCGCUACGCCAUCUCCGGUGUAAACGUUGAAUCUGCAAAACAAAAUCAUGAACAGAACGCCGCGAGAAUCCUCUCCCGAGCAUUCGAAAUCUGCAGGGAGAAAUCGUUGAACGCCAAAACCCUAAUCCUGGAGGGCGAUCCAAAGGACAAGAUUUGCCGAGCUGUAGAAGAGAUGAGCAUCGAUCUUCUGGUUGUAGGAAGCCGCGGAUUAGGCCAAAUCAAGAGGGCACUUUUGGGAAGUGUGAGCGAUUACUGCAUCCACCAUGCGAAAUGCCCAGUUCUCUUGGUGAAGCCCCCGAUCAAGGGAACGCCAUGAGUGCGUAACAUGCAUGUCUAUCAUAAAUCGUGUUUCUCAACCAGAGAAUAAGUGGAAGAGUCGUGUCUUCUCUACGUGCAUAAAGGAGAAUAAUAAAUGAAGUCGCGUCUCGACUGUUUGUAUGCGUUCAUACUGUACGGCAGUGUAAAAAUACCAAUGGAUAUGUAUUACCAACAUAUACAAUACUCCAUAUAAUAUGGAAAUAAUGAUAUUUCCGCCUCUGUAAAAAUCAAUGGUUUAUGGAAACUACUACCAUUGCCAACUCAUCGUAGACCUGGAACAACGGUCUUACUGUUUAAUAUUUGGAAAGUUCAAAGAGAUUUUUUUCUUGGUAUUUAAUGAACCUUCCAUA